This is a messenger RNA of Corticium candelabrum, 487 nucleotides long. RefSeq names its product cytochrome c oxidase subunit 7A2, mitochondrial-like. Bases 16 to 270 code for a protein of 84 amino acids. Lineage: Eukaryota; Metazoa; Porifera; Homoscleromorpha; Homosclerophorida; Plakinidae. The transcript is spliced from 3 exons. The record is from RefSeq and is a predicted model, not a curated record. Gene Ontology annotation, biological process: mitochondrial respirasome assembly; mitochondrial electron transport, cytochrome c to oxygen; regulation of oxidative phosphorylation.
CCCGGAUGUCACAAAAUGGAGUGGCUAAGACAGCAGUAUCGAUCUCGAAUGUUACAGGAUGUGGGAAGCACCAGAGGCGUUGUCAAUAGAAUAAAUCGUGUGCCCAUAUUUCAGUCAAUGUUUCAGCAACCGGACCGUCUUCCUGUGCAUUUGAAAGGGCCAAGAGAUAGGCUUAUAUACAACGCUCUGAUGGUCGUGUCUGUCAUCGGUGUUGGUCUAACGUUCAUGCAAUUGGCUAGGAUGUCAACUGGACAACUUAGAAAAGUUUAAUUAAUGGAAGUGCAGACUUGAGACUUGUACAUGUUUAUGGUAGUUGCAUAGCUACUGCUCUGUGUCUCUGUAUGUGGGUAGUAUAACUGGGAGAUGUCUGAAAAUGUAAGAAGGGACAAACGUGACGUUGUCCUCUAUAAUAUUGUUAAUUGCAUGAGCCAUGGUGUGUUCUUUGCCUUUCCAGGGUUCAACUAAUUUACUUUCAUUUCGAUGGUGA